UCGAAGGCGGCUUCCGGCCUGCGCGAGUGCCCCCCUUCCUUUUCUGCUCGCGGGCGGCCAUCAUGGUGUUCAAACGCUUCGUCGAGAUCGGCAGAAUCGCCUUCGUCUCCUUCGGGCGGCAUGCUGGCAAGCUGGUGGCCAUCGUUGAUGUUAUCGACCAGAACAGGGCGCUAGUGGAUGGCCCCUGCAGUGGGGUCAGGAGACAAGCCAUGCCCUUCAAAUGCAUGCAGCUGACUGACUUUGUUCUCAAGUUCCCGCAUAGCGCUCGUCAGAAGUGUGUGCGUCGUGCCUGGGAGAAGGAGAAUAUAAAUGAGAAGUGGGCAGCAACACGAUGGGCAAAGAAGAUUGAAGCCAGAGAAAAGAAAGCCAAAAUGACUGACUUUGAUCGUUACAAGGUUAUGAAGGCAAAGAAGAUGAGAAACAGGAUCAUUAAGCAUGAAAUCAAGAAGCUCCAGAAGAAGACAACUAAGAAAGUCAAGAAGACAGAGAAGAAACAGAAAUAAAAUGAGCUGUGUAUCACUGUGUGUCCAUGUUCUGAUUCUUCAGAAGUGACAAGUGGUAAAAGAGCUGAUCUAAAUUGUAAUCAAGUUCACUUUG
Molecule: messenger RNA, 597 nt
Organism: Lagopus leucura (white-tailed ptarmigan)
Lineage: Eukaryota; Metazoa; Chordata; Aves; Galliformes; Phasianidae
Gene: RPL14
Product: ribosomal protein L14
Exons: 6
Coding region: 63-503 (146 amino acids)
Biological process (GO): ribosomal large subunit biogenesis; translation
Cellular component (GO): ribosome; cytosolic large ribosomal subunit
Molecular function (GO): structural constituent of ribosome; RNA binding
Source: RefSeq, a predicted model, not a curated record